AUGAAUAGUAAAAAUUAGAAGCAAAUUUCAUCUAUUUUAAAUUUAAUCAACUCUUUUGAAUUUAUUCAACCUAAACUGAAUCAAAUAGCAGAUUUUAGUUCAGGUAUUGCUCUAUAAUAAAUUUUAUAUCACAUGUAUGUGCAAUUAUCAUAAUUAAGUUUUGAAAUUGAAAUUUAAUUGGAAUAGAGCGAAAAUUGGGAAAUGUAAAUGAAAGUAAUGAAGGAGUUAUGGAGUGCAUUUGAAAGCAAACUAAAACUUUAAUAAAAGCCAAAUUUUCUUUAAAUUGUAAAAAAUAGAAAUGAGUAGUGUAUUUUAGAGAUGAUGGUAAGUCUUAUUCAAGGACUUACAAAUUCUACAUAUUCAAGUGAAUUAGUAACUCCUAUGAUGUAAUUGGAUUAAGAAACUUAAAUGGUUCUAUUAAAAAUAAUUCAAGAAGAAUAAUCCUCAAUCUCAUAAGAUCAAGAAUCGAAGAUAUCUGAUGAUGUAUUAAGGAAAUUUGAAGAAUUAGAGUAUGAAAAUUAGCAAUUGAAUUAAGAAUUAAUACUUUUUAAAGAAUAAUAUGAAAUGGAGAAAAAAAAGAUGCAAGAUGAUAUUGAAGUUGUACAAGCAGAUUUAGAAUUACGAUAGAGAACAAUAAAUUCAUUGAAUGACGAUUUAAAUCAAAUUUAUGAAGUUACAUAAACAAAUUCCGUUAGUGAAGUUUGUGAGUAUAUUCAUAAUAGAAUUGAUGAUAUCAAAGGGAUGUAAUAAAUUAUUGAAACUUUAAAAAACGAUUAAUAAUAAGAAAAAGAUGUUCAUGAAGAGAUAGUAAGAGAUUUGAGAAAUAAAUUGGAAGCAGGAUAUAGAAAAUAUACCUAAAUGCAAAAAUUAGAAAAAUAUUGUGAAUAACUUAAAACUCAGCUGUCUGAAUCUCUACAAGAAUAAACUAAAAAUAAGGAAAAUUUGAAAUAGAACUCAAAAUUGAAAGAAGAAAACAUUGAAUUGAAUAAUAAAGUCACUUAGUUAUAAUAAAAAUUAGAUUAGUAAAAGUAAUUAUAAAAAUAAAAUUAAAAAAUCUAAAGCUAAUAAGAAUUUGAUAUUUCCAAAGCCAGAUCAGAGAAUGAAUCUUUGUGUAGAUAAUUGAAAUUAAGAGAAUAGGAAAUAUUCAGAUUGAAAUAAGAAAUCAUAGAUCUUGAACACAAUAUCCACAAUAAAACAGAAUAAUCUUAAUUGGAAAAUAGUUCAGCUAUGUUAAUUUCCUUAAAUGAUGGGGAAGAAAGAAGAAAUUUCAGUGGAAUUUUCACUCAAAAAAGGAAUCUUGGAUUGGAAUUGUCUUAAUUAAUAACUAAAUCUAAUUAUUUAAUAGAAGGAGAUCAAAAAUUGAAAUUGGAUGUACACACAUAAACUAAUGAAAAAUAUGAGUGUUCCAAUUCUAUUAAGAAAUAGGAUUCAAGUUUUGACGAAGAAAUUUUGUCAUCUUAAGUAUCUUUCUGGAAAACUUAAUGUUCUGACUUACUGGCGGAGAGAGCAUUAUACGAAGAGAAAUAAAACGAAUUACAGAAAGAAAUGAAGGAAUUAUAAAUUAAAUUAGAAUAGUUCUUUGUUGAAUAACAUAAAUAUGAAUAAGAAUUAUAGGAAGCAAAAGAUAAAGUGUUGAAUUUGAUUGAAGAUAAUAAUGUAAUCAGAAGCUAGUUUGAGUAAUCUUUACAAAAAAUAGCUUUGUAAGAUAAAUAACUUGCGGAAUUUCCAUUAAUUAAAGAGUAAUUGGAAGAAACCAUAUAUAAGUUAGAAAAAACAGAGGAAUAAGUUAAAAGUAAGAAGAAAAAGAAGGUGCACGCAAGUCAAUCAUCAUUAAUGAAUAAAUAAUUAGAAAUAACUAAAAGAGCUUAUGAAGAACUUCUGUAGAUUAAACAAGAAGAAUUAUAGUUGUUGACUGCAUCAAUUGAAGACAUAAUCAUUAAUAAUAAAGCUUUCUAAAUCUUGUGA
This is a messenger RNA of Paramecium tetraurelia, 1965 nucleotides long. RefSeq lists its product as uncharacterized. The transcript is spliced from 4 exons. The record is from RefSeq and is a predicted model, not a curated record. Lineage: Eukaryota; Ciliophora; Oligohymenophorea; Peniculida; Parameciidae.